Messenger RNA from Protopterus annectens (West African lungfish), 912 nucleotides. Its product is annotated as olfactory receptor class A-like protein 1. Bases 1 to 912 code for a protein of 303 amino acids. Gene Ontology annotation, cellular component: membrane. The transcript has a single exon. Gene Ontology annotation, biological process: G protein-coupled receptor signaling pathway. The record is from RefSeq and is a predicted model, not a curated record. Lineage: Eukaryota; Metazoa; Chordata; Ceratodontiformes; Protopteridae. Gene Ontology annotation, molecular function: pheromone receptor activity.
AUGGAUAUUUCAGCUUUCAUCAAAGGAGUUUGCUUCUGCCUUCAGACAACCAUUGGGGUCGUGGGCAAUUCAAUCAUCGUUAAAGCAUUCAUACAAGUUGCCAUUAAUGAAAGAAAAAUGGUACCAGUAGAGAAUAUUACAUCACAUCUUGCUUUUGUUAACAUGAUACUUCUGCUAACAAGAGGAAUCCCUCAGACAAUGGCUGCUUUUGGAUUGCAGAACAUUUUAAAUCACCAUGGCUGUGUACUAAUUGUUUUUAUUUAUGCAACAGUAAGAGCUCUUUCAGUAUGUAUCACUUGUCUUUUAAGCUUAUUUCAGUCUGUGAGCAUUGCUCCAACAACAUGCGUUUGGAAAUGCCUCAGAAGCAAAAUCCCCCAGUACCUUAUUCCAUGCUCAAUUAUACUGUGGUUUGUCAAUAUGGCUGCCAGUAGUGGUCUGUUACUUUAUACAACUGUUCCUCAAAAUGGAACAGUUUCUAACUAUGCAGUCAAUAUGGGGUACUGCUAUGUAAGAUACCCUGACAAAGUUGUAUAUAAUGUUUACGGCACUAUAUACACAGGCCGAGAUAUUGUGAUUGUAUUUACAAUGGUAGCAGCAAGCAGUUAUAUUUUACUGACACUGUAUAGACAUAGCAAACAAGUUAAAGGGAUAAGAAGUUCAAAUCAUGAUCCAAAAACUACAGCUGAGGUGAAAGCUGCUAAAACUGUGUUAUGCUUGGUAACUCUUUAUGUCACAUUUUAUGGAAUUGACAAUAUCAUCCUGAUAUAUGUUGUCAUAAAGAUGUAUGCAUCUACAGAAAUUGCAGAUUUGAGAGUGUUCUUCUCUUCUGUCUAUGCAUCUCUAAGCCCCUUUGUAAUUAUUAAAUUUAAUAGGAAGAUUCGGAAAAGCCUUUGCAGUAAACAUGCAAAAUGA